AUGGAUGAAAAAGGUUCGCUAAAAGUAUUGAUGACUUCAAUGAUUGGCAUUGGCCAUUUGAAUGCAUGCAUUGGAAUUGGUUCACUUCUUCGUAAACGCGGUCAUCAAGUUUACUUUGCCCAUUUUGACGUAAACAAGGAAGUUAUUGAAAAGCAUGGCUUUCAUUACAUCUCAUUGUGUGAAUACAAUGAUAAAAAUUAUCCCAUAAUGGAUGGAAUGCCACCCAAUAUUGUCGAAGUAUUCAAGAAACGAUUUGACAUGGCGAGUAGAUAUUCGAGUUUGGACAGUUUGAAAGAGUCAAUAAAAUCUGGUUUAGGUGCUAAUGAUGGCUUAGUCUUUAUUCUUGAAGCUGCUAAAGGUGAGAACUGUGCAAUGCUGAACAUCAUUGAGAAGAUAAAGCCAGAUGUUUGUUUAGUGGAUCAUUUAUGGACUAUGCCUUGGACGGUUAAAGCUUCAUGUCCAGUGAUUCCUGUUUGGUCAGCAUCGCCAGUUGAUCUGUAUAAUGGUCCAUCGAUGGGUUCAGGUUAUUCAGUACAUGAUCCACCUGAGCUUUGGUCUGAAUACCAUAAGUUGAGAGAAGAGUUUCAAAAGGAUGCUGUAACGAAAGCGAAGGAAUUGUACGAAUUGUUUGAUGCUGAAUUCAAGCCACAGCUUUAUGCAAAGCAACUAGGAAUUUACAUUUACCCUGGUCCAUUGGAUUACCAUGAAUUGGGUCCACCAAAAGAAAACUGGGUUCGUCUUGACUCAUCCAUUCGGGCACCAGAAACACCGAGCUUUGAACUACCAGAGAAAUUGAAAGAUAAACCAGGAAAAUUGACUUAUGUCUCAAUGGGAACAUUGGCUUCGUCCGUGAUUGAACUAAUAUCCAUGAUACUAACUCCAUUGGCCAACUCACCCCAUCGUUUCAUUGUUUCGACUGGUAUGAAUGGUGACUCAAUUAAACUACACGAAAACAUGUGGGGAUCCAAAUUUAUCAAUCAACUUGCUCUUUUACCCAAAGUUGAUUUAUUCAUAACUCAUGGAGGAAGCAAUUCUUUGAUUGAAGGCUUGACUGCUGGCAAACCAUUGAUAGUUAUUCCCCAAUUUGAUGAUCAACUUGAUAAUGCUCAACGAAUAGCUGAUCUUGGUUUAGGUGUGAGGAUAAACUUGUAUGAAUUUAGUGGUGAAAAGCUUUUAAAAGCCAUUGAAGAUGUGCUCAAUGAUGAAAAGAUUCAUGCAAAUGUUGCUCGAGUCAGUGAAGAGCUGAAAAGGACAGAUUCAAGAGAUAAAGUUAUUUCUCUCAUUGAACAAUUCGCUCGAAAUAAAACGCUUUGA
Tetranychus urticae (two-spotted spider mite) is the source of this 1314-nucleotide messenger RNA. RefSeq lists its product as uncharacterized. NCBI's taxonomy places the organism in Eukaryota, Metazoa, Arthropoda, Arachnida, Trombidiformes, Tetranychidae. Gene Ontology annotation, molecular function: UDP-glycosyltransferase activity. The record is from RefSeq and is marked provisional.